AUGGCUGCGACUCAGACCCCGGAAGUCCUCUGGGCCCAGCGCUCGUCAAGCACUGAUCCCGAGAAAAACCUUCUCUACGUCCACCUGGCCGUGCCCGAUGUCUCCCCCUCUUCCGCAAAGCUCUCCCUCACUGCAACCUCUAUUUCCUUCUCGGGUUACUCAGACACGAAGAAGGUCGACUACAAAGUGGACCUGGAGCUGUACGAUGAUAUCGAUGUCGAUAACUCCAAAUCGCAUCACUCCCCUCGUGGUGUCGACCUCGUAUUAAGAAAGAAGGAAGCCAAAGACGAAUACUGGCCCCGCUUCUUGAAGGAAACCAAGAAGGUCCAUUUCCUUAAAACGGACUUUGAUAAAUGGGUGGAUGAGGAUGAACAAAACACAUUAGCAGAUGAUGACUACGGCAACUUGGGUGACAUGGGUGGAAUGGGCGACAUGGGUGGCAUUGACUUCUCGAAGCUGGGAGCCGGUAUGGGCGGGAUGGCUGGUAUGGACGCGAUGGCCGAUGAAGGUGGUGAUGAUGAAGGAUCGGAGGACGAUAUGCCUGCAUUGGAAGAGGACAUCAAGGACGGUGAUGCUAAAGAUACGAAGCCUAAGAUCGAGGAGGUGGCUUAA
Histoplasma mississippiense is the source of this 612-nucleotide messenger RNA. RefSeq lists its product with no specific name. NCBI's taxonomy places the organism in Eukaryota, Fungi, Ascomycota, Eurotiomycetes, Onygenales, Ajellomycetaceae. The transcript has 4 exons. Gene Ontology annotation, molecular function: protein-folding chaperone binding; Hsp90 protein binding. The coding region runs from base 1 to 612 and encodes 203 amino acids. The record is from RefSeq and is a predicted model, not a curated record. Gene Ontology annotation, cellular component: cytosol; nucleus. Gene Ontology annotation, biological process: protein folding; chaperone-mediated protein complex assembly.